GGAAGAGGGAGGUUUCUACUCCAGUGAACAGCGCAGAGCGAGUGAGGAGAAGCGCUGUCCUGCCUGCCGGAGAAUAGCUUCAUUUAACACACAAUAAAAGAGCGAAGGACUCCGGGGAGAGUGAAAUGUCAGCGCGAAUAUCUUGAAGAAACCACUGGUUUACUUCUUCAUCUGUUUGAUUUCUAUUCAAGAGUUUAUCCCAGAACCUGAAGUGAAGAGGUAAAGGUUUGGAGAAGCAACAAAUCAAGGUUUUGAGGAGGAAUCAUUGGAAUCUGUUCCAAGCUUAUUUUCCAGUUUUCUGUUUUGGAUAAAAAUGCCAGAGAAAAAGAUCGGAGGUCCAGGGAUGAGUAUCUUCAGCCGGUGUCGGGUGGCCGCUGCGGUAGCUCUGAUCUUGAUCAUACUGGGAGGGCUGGGAGCCGCCAUCUGGGCCCUUGUCACGUAUCUUAGAACAACAGAAGAUACUGGAUUAUUUGAUGUGCAGGUGAGCGCAGCAGACCAGAGGCUGCGAGUGUUCGAUUCCACCCAGUGGAGGUGGAAACACGUCUGCUCAUCCAGCGCCAACCAGCUCAUCGCCAACAUCAGCUGUGAGGAGAUGGGCUUCGUCAGAGCAGUGAAUUUCUCAGUGACGUGUGCUCUUGACAAUAGUGGUGACAAAGAUUUUUUCUGCGUGAAAGAGAGUGAGUUAACAUAUGGGAAGAAGAUAAAAACAGCCCUCUAUCCUUGUAAAUGUGACAAAGGUCAGAUAAUUGAGGUGAUUUGUCAGGACUGUGGUCGUCGUAUGCUGCCUGAAGAGCGGAUCGUGGGGGGAGUGGAUGCUCGUCAGGGAUCGUGGCCGUGGCAGGUCAGCUUACAGUAUGAUGGAGUUCAUCAGUGUGGUGGAUCCAUCAUUUCAGAUCGCUGGAUCAUCAGUGCUGCACAUUGCUUUCCUGAGAGGUAUCGUCAUGUUUCACGCUGGCGGGUUCUGAUGGGAACCAUCUACAACACUCCCAUCAGUAAGAACGUUGUGAUCGCUGAGGUGAAGACGGUCGUCUACCACAGCAGCUACCUGCCGUUCGUCGACGCCAACAUUGAUGACAACAGUCGUGACAUAGCAGUCCUGGCACUGACAAAACCUCUCCAGUUCACUGAUUAUAUCCAGCCAGUGUGUCUUCCUACCUAUGGCCAGCGUUUGGCAGAUGGGCAGAUGGGAACAGUAACCGGCUGGGGUAACAUGGAGUAUUAUGGCACUCAAGCCAACGUCCUCCAGGAAGCCCACGUGCCCAUCAUCAGUGAUGCUGUGUGCAAUGGCCCGGAUUAUUAUGACAACCAAGUCACAACCACCAUGUUCUGUGCCGGUUAUGAGAAAGGAGGAACCGACUCCUGCCAGGGGGACAGCGGUGGUCCUUUUGUAGCAUCAGAUGUCCUGUCUAAGACCAGCCGCUAUCGUUUGCUGGGGGUAGUGAGCUGGGGUACAGGCUGUGCCAUGGCCAAAAAGCCCGGCGUCUACACCCGUGUGUCACGCUUUCUGCCGUGGAUAUCCACAGCCAUGAGGAUGUAUGAAAACUCCCCAGGGGUGCACAAAAUGGCACGGGCGGUUACACCAUAGCCAUUCAGAGUGGAAAAAUGCUUAAUAUAAGACUGAAAUGUUGCCUGUUGAGGUCAGAUGUGUUGCUCGGAACAGUCUGAGAUCAGACGUCUGGUGUUGAUCAGAUGUUCUGUGAUGAUCAACCUGUCCCAAGGACAAUAUCUGACUCACGGAGGCCAAGAACAAUUUCUGAUGCUGUACUUUGGGGUUUAAUAUGUUUAUGAACAUAGCAUGUUUUAUUAACAUGAACAUAAAACAUUCUAUUUUUCUCUGAAAAUCUGUCACCAAAAUACAGUACAAUACGAUAUAUAAGUUAAUCAAAUUAGCAAUUUUGGUUGAACCCAAAACCACUCAUAAUAUGUGUGUGUGUGUGUGCGUGUGUGUGUGUGUGUGUGUGUGUGUGUGUGUGUCUAUAUAUAUAUAUAUAUAUAUAUAUAUAUAUAUAUAUAUAUAUAUAUAUAUAUAUAUAUAUAUAUAAUAUAUAUAUAUAUAUAUAUAUACACAUAUACAUAUAUAUAAUCUUUUUUUCAAACACAAAAACAGUAACUUUAGUCUAUAGUGUAUUUUAUUCUACUUUAUUGCAGGUUUGAACAGAAUGUAUGGUAGCAAAACAAAUUAAAUCCAUGUUCAUGUUCAGCUCUAGUUCAUUUACUUGUAAAAAAAAAAAAAAAAAAAAAAAAAAAAAAUUUCUAUUAAUUUAAAUAAUAUAAUGUUAUACAAACAGACACAACAUGGACUCCAGACAGCAAUACACACACACACAAAUACAAUUUUAUCACAAUCCUAAAUCUGACAAGGACUCUCAACUUUAUAUCAGUCUACAGUAUUUAUAUCAAAUUUGUUUACUAGUGGCACAGGUCCUGUCAAAAUCUGUAGUGCAUGCACUUGUAAGAAGCAUUUUGCCGAAUAAUACAGGCCUCUGUGAAAUGUGCCAUGAUUAAAUGUGUACCAGAAUGGUGACAUUUGAAAAUGUUUCAUGAAAACUACACAUUUGAUGUAUUUUACAUGUAUUAUAUUUUAUUUUCUCUUCUUUUUUUCUUAAAGAUGGGUUAAGCAUUGAAGUGACAAGCACUAAAUGUAAAGAUACAAACCAAAGACUGGUUUAGAAAGCAGCAUGAAUAAACUCAUCACUGUGGCAGUCAGUAUUGUUGCUUAUAUUGUUGUACAUAUGAAUAGCUUCCUUACUAUGCGAUGCACUGUUUAAUUCAAUUGUAUGUCUAAUUAUAUUUUAAGCUGCUAUAUUGUUAUCCAGAUUUUGUACCAUAACCUUCUGAGUAACAUUUUGUAGUUAUUUGGUAGCUCUUUAGGCCUGUUGAAUAUGACAACAAUAAAACUCAAACAGCAUUUAGCUUUUAUUCUAUAAAUAUAAAUAUUUUUGUUAACAUGUUCAUGAAACUAACUAUAUGUACAAUACAGAAAUUCUGACCUUUGACAGAAUAAUCUCACUACUUUUACUUUUCAAUUCUUUUCAACCAUAUAUAAAUAUUGCACCCAUAAUAUGACUUUUAAUGCUGAAAUAAAGACUUAAUUUUUUAUUUAAAA
Cyprinus carpio (common carp) is the source of this 3106-nucleotide messenger RNA. RefSeq names its product serine protease hepsin-like. The record is from RefSeq and is a predicted model, not a curated record. Lineage: Eukaryota; Metazoa; Chordata; Actinopteri; Cypriniformes; Cyprinidae. Gene Ontology annotation, cellular component: membrane. Gene Ontology annotation, biological process: proteolysis. Gene Ontology annotation, molecular function: serine-type exopeptidase activity; serine-type endopeptidase activity.